Cuscuta epithymum is the source of this 3308-nucleotide messenger RNA. The record is from the annotation of a GenBank genome assembly. Lineage: Eukaryota; Viridiplantae; Streptophyta; Magnoliopsida; Solanales; Convolvulaceae.
GGCUAGCUAAUCUCAUUUUUUUUGAGUAACCAUACAUAGUCAAUUAGUGAAUUGGCCGGCAAGUACAAUGUAUUGGUUGUUAUUCUUCCUAGCAGCAAUGGCCAUGGGUGUUUCAUCGUCACCAAAUAAUAAUGGUGUUUUUGAAAUCUAUGACCGCUACUCGAGCGAAGUUGUCGAGGUCUUAGGCAAGGGCGGGUUGCCUAAGAAAGGAGGCUUGGAUUACAUUUCAUACAUGGCAGCCCGUGAUUCCCGGAGACGCCAAUCUUCUCCGGCCAUCACCUUUUCACCCGGAGAUGCCACCUUUCAGGUGCAGACGUUCGCAGAUUAUCAUUUUGUAAAAGUUUAUGUGGGAACGCCUCCUAUGUCGUUCAUGGUGGCAUUAGACACCGGGAGCUCAUUAUUUUGGCUCCCAUGCAAUUGCAACGUCUGUUCACGCCACUUCACUUUUCCUUCAACACAUCUGGUAUAUACUUCGUAUUUAUAUAAGUGCUUUACCUAUUAUUCUCUUCUAUUCGUACAUGUUAUUAUGGUACGUUAAUUGCAAAUAUAAUUUCUCUUUUAUCCUUUCAAUCAAAUUGUUCUUUUUGUACUUUGACAUCUGCCACGUACGUACAAUCUCUCGGCCUAGGAUAGACCAUAAAUUUCAAUUUUUACCAUCCGAAUAAUUCUUCCACAUAUACAAGUGUUGGUUGCGACAGUGGAAUAUGUCGGCGGCAAAAUUGUCCUUCAAAUAAGGGAUGCCCCUAUGAGGUCCUAUACUUGGAUGGAUCUUCGACUACAGGGGUGCUAGUAUCUGACGUCAUACACCUUGCAACUUAUGCUAAGCAACCUAAACAUUUUAGAGCAAAUGUUACAUUCGGGUACGUACCUAUACCUAUAUACUAGUUCCUUUCUCUUUUAAUUGCAACAUUAGACUUUUUGUAUUACUCACAUAUUCUAUUUUGACUAUAUUUUACUAAUUAAUGUAUUAUAAAUUAAAUUUUUUAAAAAUAUUGUUAAAUUCUUCUCAUUCUAAAUUUUCAAAAUAUGAAUUUUUUAAAUUUUUUACUAAUAAGGAAUGAAAGAUAUUAAUGGUCAAACUUGUGCGUUGACAAACGUUAAAUGUUGAUUGUUGCAAUUAAAAGGGAACGAAGGAAGUACGUAUUAUGAAAUAGGUACUCUAUUUCUUAAUACUUUGUUAUCUUUUACUUUUUUGACCAAGCAAGGUAAACUUUGAUCAAUAGUACUCUCUAUAUUUUUAUAUGAAAUGAUUUGUAAUAUAAUUGUUGAAGUACUUUCAUAAAAGAAUCAAAUUAUAUAAUUUUCAUAAAUUUAUACUCCGUAUUGAUCAAAAUUAUUAUUGAUCAAUAUUUGCCACCAUUAAUUUAAAAGGUCAAAUAUGAGAAAGUUAGAUAAUAAUGUUUGUUCAUUCAUUUUGUGGGGGUUAUUUGUGCAUAUGCAUAUGUGGAAAAUCCAAGCCCAAACUUGGAGUGAUGGUCCUGAUGGCUGCUUUGUUACUACACAUAUUUAUGCACGUCAUGACAAUGUUCCCUCCGAUUCAUAGCUUUGUCUUAUUUGGCAUUUUUGGUCAAAGUAUUGAACUAAUUUUAACGAUGUUCAUAAUUAACAUACGGAGUAUUUAGGUAAAACCCUAAUUUUAAAAGAUAAAAUUUCGCAUCACUUUCAUGGUGAAUUUCGAGAAUGCAUGUUGAACGUCGGUUAACGUUCUAAAACGUAGGUGUAAAUAAAAGUAGGUGACUAACUCCGGUACCUUUUUAAAAAAUGGGGUAUCGUACCUAACAUUCAUUUGAUUGGACCACAUCACUUUAUCACUUUUAAUUUAGAUUUAUAUAAUUCAACUGCUACAUUCUCAUUUGUUCAUGUAGACAAAGGUAUGGUACCUUUUGGGUACCAUAGAAUCUACCAUAAAACUAUUGUGUUUUCAUCUUAAAAUGUACUCGACUACUCGUAAUUCAGUACUUGUUAUUGGCAGGAAAAACAAGAAAAUCAAAACACUGGUGAUCCAUCUUUUUGAAAAAUGUGUUGAGUUUUAGUCAUAUUUAAUUAUGUACCGUAAUUUUUCAAUGUUGUACUACCGCCGUCCCAUAUUAGUUGUCCACCUUCUAUUUGGUACGAUUAUUAAUAAAGUGGUUGAAAAGUAAAUGUUGUGGUUGAGAGUUGAGUAGAAUAAGAUGAAAUGAUAAGAAUCACAUAUUUCUUGCCAAAAAGGAAAUAAGACAUUCAUUUUGGGAUAACACAAAAAGGAAAGUAAGACAACCAAAAUGGAACGGAGGGAGUAGUAUUGAUUUCUUUAACUGCGCCUUGUGCAUAUAUAAUUAAAGGUGCGCGUCCAAGGUAAAAGGAUUAUUUGUGCGCUCUUCUGCCGUCAACGGGCUAUUGGGACUCGGGCCGGGUAAUGGGCCUGAAGAUAUGGAUGUGCUUAGCAUCCUUGCUUCUCAAGGGAUUAUUGGCAAUUCCUUCUCCCUUUGUUUCUCACCCAAUGGGAAGGGGAGAUUAAUUUUCGGGGACAAAGGAACUCGCAAUCAGAAGAGAACACCAUUAGAUCUAACAACAGAAAAUGAAGCUCACAAUGUUCUAAUCGAGGAUAUUGUUGUGAACCAAAAUGUCUUUAAACAUGUUGGUCUCACGGUAUUUUUUGACUCUGGUACAACAUUUACAGUCUUAAGUGAUCCAGCCUAUACUUUUAUUGCAGACAAUUUCAAUUCUCUAAUAAAGGAACCUCGCAAACAACCAUCUCCUCGUUAUUUUGAAUACUGCUAUGACUUGAGCCAAAAUCAAAGUUCUUAUUGGACUCCUACACUGAGUUUAAUAAUGAAGGGAGGACAAAAGUUUGAUGUGCUUUUUCCAACAUUCCACUUACAUCCGGUGUUUGCUCAGCUCUAUUUUCUUAGAAUUAUAUUCCUCAAAUGUUGUCUUCUGUUUAAAAAAAUAUAACUCUCAUCUUUUCCUUAUUUAAUUACCUUUUCAGGGUAACAGCCCUUUCUAUUGUUUAGCUAUUAUCAAGGAUGACAAUAUUAACAUAAUCGGACAGAAUUUCAUGACUGGCUACAAUACAGUGUUUGAUCGAGAAAAGCGUAUUAUGGGGUGGAAGCAAUCCAAAUGUAAAGGAAACCAGUUCAAUGUUACUACCUCUGCUUGGGAUGCACAAGCUUCAUCACUGCCUAUUAUUACCAGAGUGAUGGGAUUGUUAUUCUAUUACUUUUUGUGUACGUAGUAAGAAAUUGUUGUAAAAAGGAGUAAAGCAUACGGGAUGUACAUAAAUUGAAGUAUUAUUAUUUCAUUUAAUAUAAAUGAUUUAAUCUUAAUUU